AUGACUUACCAUAAUGUCUGUGGUGUCUUGGCAGUAAAUAAGUCCACACUCAGUUUAAAUAGCUAUUUUGUGAAACAACUGUCUAUUUAAUGCUCCUACACCGUGUUGUGGAUGGAGUGUGUGGACGGAGCUACCCAAGGCGAAUGGAGUAUGGUGAAUCAUGGAGUUUGAACGAGUGGGAGGAUUUAAUGAGCUCUCUUUCUCAGCUUUUUCGGGUAGCUGUUGGGAGGAAAUGCACAGAUCAGGAGGUGCAGGAACUGCUGGGUGAUUUGGAUGCUGCAUGUACACAAGCUGUUUUACAGUGUGUGCAUGCUAGAUGGGAGGAGGUCAGACAAGCUUUGGUGAACAGAACCAGUGCAAUAUCCAGCACACAACUACAGGAUUUCAACUGGCAAUUAAAACUUGCAUUAUCCAGUGAUAAACUGUCAUCUUUAAACACUCCUCUAUUGAACCUUAGUCUAGACGUGAGGGAGAAUGGAGUCCAGAGAGCUGUAAACAUAGAAAUGAACAAAGAGGAGCUACAGACACUCAUCAACACAUUAGAUGCAGCUAAUAAGGUAGUCCUGCAGUUGAAAUAACACACGAAUGGCAUUUUUCUCUCCACUGAGAUGGAUCUGCAAAGACAUGCCUAAGGAAAGAGGAACUACAGUGCCUUUAUGGUUCUGUACAGGAUGGAAAAUUAUUAGCAGCAAAUACUGGGAGGGAAACAUUGGAAAGACUGGGAUGUGGCUGUGUACAGGGGGUUGGGGGGGUGAGUGCAUGGGUAGACUGAUUUGCUGCUGGCAUUAUAGUAAAUAGUUGUGACUUGGUGCCUCAGGCAGUCAUCUGUUGUUGCUUGACUUACAGUGUGAUUUGGUUUUCUGAUUUAUCUUAAUGAUCAUUCAAGAAUUGUUUUUUUAUAUUAAGGAUUUGAUACUGCCAAAUUCUUUAAGAAUAAAAAAGUUUAAUACAAA
This is a messenger RNA of Electrophorus electricus (electric eel), 953 nucleotides long. It is a transcript of the gene commd8, whose product is annotated as COMM domain containing 8. The record is from RefSeq and is a predicted model, not a curated record. NCBI's taxonomy places the organism in Eukaryota, Metazoa, Chordata, Actinopteri, Gymnotiformes, Gymnotidae.